CAGCUUGCAAUGAGUUACUGGUUUGCUGGGAAGUCAGGGAGGAUGAGGAGGAGUUUGGCCUGCACUGGUAAACACAGAAGUCUGCACUUGCUCUGCUGCAGAGGUUCAGCAAUGUCUGCAGCCAUAGAAGAAUUUCUUGGCAAGAUCCGGGCAGCAGCACUGGCGAGAGGAGAAGACUGGCUGAGGGAGAAAGUGGCAGAAAUCCUGAAAGACGAAGCAAAAGCAUCUGAUGCCCAAGAUCUUCCGCCAUGUGCUAGCAGAGUUAGGCCUCAUGAGCGUAGGAGCCCGUCCCCAGUGCCCAGAACCCAGCCCAGAUUAUGGAGCCCCUCCAGUAACCCUCCAGGAUCAGCCUCUUGGCAGUGCCCAGCUUCAGUGGUGAUGAGUCCUGGGAGGAAUCCAUUCCACUUAGACACUGAUUUACGAGAUCUUACAGACGCGGGUCAUUGUCACGAUGAAGAUUUGCGCCCUCUCUUAGAUACGACUUCCCAAUACGGAGCAAACAGUGGACCUUCUACCACGGUCGCUGUUACCGUAUCUGUGGAGGACGACGGGCUCAGUGAUGACGACAGCGGGCAGCACUACGUUAGUCUCUCAAAGCACUCUCAGCCAGACAUGGAGUUGGCCAGCUCCACGGUCACGGCUGAGGAGUCCGAUGCAGCGCGCAUAGAGAGGGUACUACAAAGUUGUUCAGCUGCUGCAAACUUAGGUCGGCGUUGUGAACCAACUAGAUCAAUGCCGGUUAGUCCUUCCGCGCCAGAUUGCCAGCCUUGCUUGGUUUGGAUUCUUGGAGAUUCUUUUGUUACUUCGGCAAUGAAACGACUAUCACUCCUGCCAGAUGGAUGCCAGUUGGGUUUUUCGCGUUCGAAGGUCAUUAUUCGUUGGUUGGGAACAGAUGGUAUCACAUGGGAUUGUGUUAGGCCUACAGCUGCCCGUCAAGCUCUUCUGGACCGGCCCCCUGACAUACUGGUUGUGCACGCCGGAGCGGAUGAUCUAGGGAUUAUUCCGAUAAGGGAGCUGAUAGAAAUCAUAAAGUUUGAUAUGUUGAGGUUGCAGGCUCUAUUUUCAGAAGCAAUUAUUGUAUGGUCAGACAUUGUAAACCGACAUAAAUGGCCACAAGCACAAAGCAAGAAUGGUAUUGGACGUGCUCGCAUCAAGGUGAACCAUAACGCCUCAAAAUUUCUUACAAAGAAGGGUGUAGUGGUGAUUCACCACAGAGGGCUGGAAGAUGGUUCCCCUCAUCUCUUUGAGGAAAAUGGCAUAUCCCUUAAUUCAGCGGGCACUGACAUAUGGUUAAUUGACAUUCAGGAAGGGAUCGACAAGGCACUACAACUUUGGAAAAACUCACAUGCUACAACGCCUAGCCAUACUGUGUAA
Hyla sarda is the source of this 1374-nucleotide messenger RNA. RefSeq lists its product as uncharacterized. The record is from RefSeq and is a predicted model, not a curated record. Lineage: Eukaryota; Metazoa; Chordata; Amphibia; Anura; Hylidae. Bases 10 to 1374 code for a protein of 454 amino acids. The transcript has 2 exons.